AACUGACCAAGAUAGGGCCAUGAAAAAUGCAAAUUGAAGUUGUGUUUCCUUCAGCUAGGCAUAGAUUAUGUUUGUGGCACAUCAUGAAGAAGGUGCCUAAGAAGCUUGGUUCGUACAAAGAAUAUGAGAAUAUUAUUUAUGAUUUGGGUGAAGCUGUUUAUGAAUCGCAGAGCACGUAUGAGUUUGAAAGGUGCGGGGAAUCUAUGAUUUCUAAAUUUCAUUUGGCAGAUAAUGGUUGGUUGAAAACAAUGUAUGAUCUUAGAGAGAAGUGGGUUCCAAUAUAUGUGAAGAACUUCUUUUGGGCUGGUAUGUCGUCCACUCAGAGAAGCGAGGCUGUGAAUGCAUUUUUUGAUGGUUAUGUGAACUCGAAAACUACUCUUAGACAGUUUGUGGAGCAGUACAACAAUGCAUUAAGGGACAAAGCUGAAAAGGAAAGUAAAGCGGAUUUUAAUUCAUUCAACAAGCAACUCAAAUGUGCUACUUCAUAUGGAAUGGAGAAACAAAUUCUGAAUUUGUACACUCAAAACAAGUUCAAAGAGUUUCAAAAUGAGUUGACAGGGUUGAUUUAUUGUGGCAUUAAAUCUGUGGUUAACAAUGAAAAUAUGACACAUUUUUAUGUUGAAGAGGAUGUAUUCUUUGGAGAUAAAAGAAGGAAGAAAGUUGAAUACAAUGUGUGCUAUGACAGCACUUCAUCGACUGUCUUUUGUACAUGCUGCAGGUUCGAGUUCAGGGGUAUAUUGUGCAGACAUGCUAUAAUCGUGUUGGUUCGUAAUGGACAUGAUCUAAUCCCAGCUCAUUAUAUCUUUAGGCGUUGGAGAAAAGACAUAAGGAGACCUUAUUCUAGAGUUAAGGUAUAUUAUGAUGGAAUGGAGAUUACAGGCGACCAACAACGGUAUGAUAAAUUGUGUAACAUGUUCACAUAUCUGGCAGAUUUGGCGGCUGACAGCGAACAAAAUUUCAAUUAUGUUGUGAACUUGAUUGAAGGUGCAAUGAGCAUUGUUAGUGCGUUGAGCAAUGCCACACCUGUUAGUGCAUUGAAUGUGGCUGGUUUCUCAAAUGAUCUGUUAAUGACAAGAGGCAAAGGACGUCCUCCAUCUGUGAGGAAGAAAAGGAUUUUCAAGAGGUCUGCUAGGAGCAGCAAAAGCAGCAAUGAAGUGCUGCCAGCAUCAACUGGAACAAGUGGAAGCAUGGACGCAAGUGAGGUGGAUGGGUCAAGCUUCAUGUAUUGAGGGGAUGAAUUAGUUUAUAUAUGUUUAUGUUUUAUGUUGUUGAAGGAACAAAUACAUUGGUGUUACGUAGACUAUUUAUAUAUUAAUUAUGAUGUGAAGGAACAAUGUGGUGGAUUGCAUUGCUUUUA
Tripterygium wilfordii is the source of this 1357-nucleotide messenger RNA. Its product is annotated as protein FAR-RED IMPAIRED RESPONSE 1-like. The transcript is spliced from 2 exons. Gene Ontology annotation, biological process: regulation of DNA-templated transcription. The coding region runs from base 27 to 1229 and encodes 400 amino acids. Lineage: Eukaryota; Viridiplantae; Streptophyta; Magnoliopsida; Celastrales; Celastraceae. Gene Ontology annotation, molecular function: zinc ion binding. The record is from RefSeq and is a predicted model, not a curated record.